UUUCUAUUUCUUGAUCUCUCUCUCUCUCUCCAAAUGACCAAAGGCUCUCCUUCAUUUCACAUAAAAAAUGAAAAAAAUGGUGGAAAUUCAACUCCCGCUUGCUUGGGCCGUCUUCAACUCUCGCCUCCUCCAGCUCCUUCUCUACCUGUGAAUUCUCAGAGUCUUUCUCCUUCACCCCUGCUUGAAUCUUUUCUCCAUCAUCUCGUGAAGUUAUCGCUCUCAGUUGUGCUUAUGGGGUCUGCAAUGUCUGGCCUUGCUGAUGAGGCCAAAGGGCGUUCAGUCCUACCUUCAAGGUCCUGUCUUGGGGACUUGCCAGAGAGUUGCGUCACCUCCAUUCUCAAGUUCUUGGAUCCGCCGGAGAUUUGCCAGUUCGCGUGUUUGAACAGAGCUUUCAGAGAUGCUUCGUCGGCCGAUGUUGUUUGGGAGUCGAAAUUACCUCCCAAUUAUCGUUUUCUGGUGGAGAGAGUUCUUGGUGAAGACCCACGAUGCAUGGGAAAGAAAGAGAUCUUCUCGAGAUUGUGUAGACCCAAUUGCUUUGAUGGUGGCACGAAGGAAGCUUUGUUGGACAAGAUCACCGGAAGUAUUUGCGUGGCGGUUUCAUCAAAGGCGCUGAAGAUAACUGGGAUUGAUGACCGGAGAUACUGGAACCGUAUCCCUAGCGAAGAAUCCAGGUUCGGCACUGUGGCGUAUCUUCAACAGAUGUGGUGGGUUGAAGUUGUGGGGGAGUUUGAGUUCCAGCUCUCGCCUGGCGCAUAUAGCCUCUAUUUCAGGCUCCAACUGGGCAAAACCGUGAAAAGAUUCUGUCGGCGAACAUGCGACCUCAGUCAAGUUCAUGGUUGGGACGUCAAACCAGUCCGUUUUCAGCUGUCGACGGCGAACGGUCAGAGCAUUGUGUCCGAAUGUUAUCUGGAUAAACCAGGGGACUGGGUCCAGUACCAUGUGGGUGACUUUGUCGUUGAGAACCAGGACGCGCCCAUUGGAAUCAAGUUUUCAAUGGUCCAGAUUGAUUGCACGCACACGAAAGGCGGACUCUGUGUAGACUGUGUGCUGAUAUGCCCAGGUGAGGGUUGAAAUGAAUCCGCGGUAUGCUUAGGCAUGUAUAUCAGAGGUAGUAAUAGCCAUAGGAUUGAUUGAUGCUGGUCAAUUGUUGUUUUCUUUCUCAUCGAGUACAGAUCUGACAACACUUCGGUCAUGUACACAUUGUAUUCACGGUGUUUCUGAGGUUUUUUAUUCUGAGCAGUUCAGGCAGGGACAUCAUAUGUACAGCUUCAGUUUGAGGACAUUGUCAUUGACAAAACCUGAGGAUGUUUAGUUAACAUCUUGUCUCGACCAAAU
Messenger RNA from Rhodamnia argentea, 1335 nucleotides. RefSeq names its product F-box protein PP2-A14-like. The transcript has 3 exons. Gene Ontology annotation, molecular function: protein binding. The coding region runs from base 34 to 1071 and encodes 345 amino acids. NCBI's taxonomy places the organism in Eukaryota, Viridiplantae, Streptophyta, Magnoliopsida, Myrtales, Myrtaceae. The record is from RefSeq and is a predicted model, not a curated record.